Messenger RNA from Cheilinus undulatus (humphead wrasse), 288 nucleotides. RefSeq names its product retinal cone rhodopsin-sensitive cGMP 3',5'-cyclic phosphodiesterase subunit gamma-like. Gene Ontology annotation, cellular component: photoreceptor outer segment membrane. Lineage: Eukaryota; Metazoa; Chordata; Actinopteri; Labriformes; Labridae. The record is from RefSeq and is a predicted model, not a curated record. Bases 44 to 262 code for a protein of 72 amino acids. Gene Ontology annotation, biological process: positive regulation of G protein-coupled receptor signaling pathway; positive regulation of epidermal growth factor receptor signaling pathway; visual perception. Gene Ontology annotation, molecular function: cGMP binding; 3',5'-cyclic-nucleotide phosphodiesterase activity. The transcript is spliced from 4 exons.
AGGUUACGUAAUCAACACAGUUCACAAAGGGCACAGUUGAGAAAUGAACGCAGCAGCAGCAGCACCCGGAGGCGCCAAGGCCGCUCCCCCCAAAUUCAAGCAGAAGGAGUCUCGCCAGUUCAAGAGCAAGGCUCCCAAAGCUGGACAGAAGGGGUUUGAUGACGUCCCUGGCAUGGAUGGCCUUGGAGCCGAGGUCAUCUGCCCCUGGGAGGCGUUUGGAGACAUGGAGCUGAGUGAUCUGGCCCAGUUUGGCAUUGUUUAGACCUUUGUGCCCAAUGGAGAACAGUU